AUGCCUCAACUAAACCCUGCACCAUGAUUUUUUAUCAUGAUCAUUUCAUGACUCACCUUCUCCCUCAUCAUUCAACCCAAAAUCCUAUCAUUCGUCUCAAUAAACCCACCAUCUAACAAACCCCCAGCUGCACCAAGCACCACCCCCUGAACCUGACCAUGAACCUAA
Haemorhous mexicanus (house finch) is the source of this 168-nucleotide messenger RNA. Lineage: Eukaryota; Metazoa; Chordata; Aves; Passeriformes; Fringillidae. The record is from the annotation of a RefSeq genome assembly.